AACCCUCCCAUCCAUCUUUCUCAAUCCAAACAAAUCCCCCAUCCCCUAAACUCAAACCACUUGCCCUUCCCCUUUUCAAAGUCACGAGACCCACUGUCCCCUAUUGUUCUUUCAUUUUUUUUUUUUUUAUGAGAGAGCGGGUGACGGAGAAACUGAUAGAGAACUUUCAAAAUCUCCUUUUUUUCUCCACCUUCACACUUCACUCAACUACUAGCCUCCAUAUUGCAGUCUCAAACUGAAGUCUUGUAAUCUUCCAAAGCUUUAGUUAUCUUCAAUCUCAAACAUUGUUCACCUCAUAUUUUCCUGUCUUUCUCUGUCGGUACCAUGAGACCUGAGAAAAACCCCUUAGACCUCAACAACUUGCCCGACGAUUAUACAAGGGAUGGUAAGCUGGUCUUUGAGGAAGGCUCCUCCUCCGGCUCUAGGAAAAAGAAAAGCGGCGGUAAGGAUGGGAAAGAUGAGUGUGGGAAGGUCUAUGAAUGUAGGUUUUGUUCCCUCAAGUUUUGCAAAUCUCAAGCUCUUGGGGGACACAUGAACCGCCAUCGCCAAGAAAGGGAGACAGAGACACUGAACCGAGCUCGCCAGCUGGUCUUCAAUAACGAUAACUUGGCCACCCAAGGGCAUCUAGGCUGCCAUCCAAGCUAUCAUCCCGGAGGCAACGUGGGUGAUCCAACAUUACCAUUUAGAUCAGUUUACCCACCAAGAAUGUUCUCUGGUUCUUCAUCAACGCUGAUGCCACCUACAUUACAACCACCACCAGCACAACCAUAUUUACACCCAUCACCGUCACGCCUCAGCUCCUACCCUUCCCAAUACCCAACUCACUCCAUUAACGAUUACUAUGUAGGACAUGUUCUGGGAAGCAGCGGUUCAUCACAAUAUCCUCAACAAAACUUAAACUACCUUGGUGCACCAGAGUCUAACUACACUUGCAUAGGGGCUCCUGUCGGACAUGGAUUCGGGGCAGGUUCAAAUCGACCGGGAGGCGGAGGUACCGGAGGAAGAGACGUUUCACUGAGCAAUCAGGAAGAGGGACUGAAUUGGGGUAGGAGCUAUGCAGGAGGGACACAGCAUCGUUUGGAGAAUCCUUCAGCGAUCAAUCGAUUUCAGGAUGGGUUCUAAAGAUUGUUUUAUCUUUUUUUUCUUCCCCUUUAAGAAAAACCUUUGGUUAUGUUUAUCAAGUAUUAACUGGUUUGACACGGCACCCAGAGAGAGAGAGAGAGACUCAACAAACUGACAAAUGGGGUCAUGCAAUGCAAGGAAGGAGAGAAAGAAAAGUUUUUGGUUUAUGUACAGGGAUUGGGGCAGCUUUUUGAGCUUUGGACACCCUCAGCUAGUUUGGCUUGGAGCAGUGGCGAUUGGAGAGGGUUGCAUUUUUGUGUAGUACCAAGCCGACUGUGAGAAAUGGGGACUAAAGCUGGGUGGUGGGACAAGUUAGAUAUGAACAGAAAGUUUCUAAUCCCUUUUUGCGUUUGGAUUUUUCUUUUAUUGCAUGGCAAUGAAUUUUCUUUAUUUUCCAUGUUUCUUAAUAUCUCUUGCUAUGUUUUCCACUUUAUUUGAACUCAUCAUCCAUCUUUGACUGGAGCUGCUGCCGGAGUGGGGUGCUCCUCUUUCUCUCUCUCUCUUUCCAAAACCAAAUUUGGGAUCUUGUUGAUUUUUGAGACCUGUAUGGUUACACCAUGUUUGCACAAUAUGGGCAAUUUUGGCCUAGGGUGAAGUUGCCAGUAAAACUUCAUUUAACACUUUUUUCCUUUCUUUUUUGGCUGAGAGUUCCCUGACGAGAAACAAUCAAAUCUGUCAAGAAAAAGCCUGAUAUUGAGCACUGAA
Gossypium arboreum is the source of this 1827-nucleotide messenger RNA. Its product is annotated as zinc finger protein JAGGED-like. The coding region runs from base 325 to 1122 and encodes 265 amino acids. The record is from RefSeq and is a predicted model, not a curated record. The transcript is spliced from 5 exons. Lineage: Eukaryota; Viridiplantae; Streptophyta; Magnoliopsida; Malvales; Malvaceae. Gene Ontology annotation, molecular function: DNA-binding transcription factor activity.